Messenger RNA from Nilaparvata lugens (brown planthopper), 7956 nucleotides. Its product is annotated as CD109 antigen. Gene Ontology annotation, molecular function: endopeptidase inhibitor activity; protein binding. The record is from RefSeq and is a predicted model, not a curated record. Gene Ontology annotation, cellular component: extracellular region. Lineage: Eukaryota; Metazoa; Arthropoda; Insecta; Hemiptera; Delphacidae.
AUGGAGUUAUUGUCUGCUGAUGCUAUGCAUAAGCGUGGGACGCACCUCGCCACAGGACGAUGGCGAUUUCAACCCGGCGACGCCACGGAAUCGCGGACAAUCAGACAGAGACAGACAGUGGUCUCCCUCUCCCAACAGCAUACCCAACGACAGGCGCUCGUUCUUUGAGAACAGUGUCAUCAUUAGAGAAGCUUCGGUGCCAGCAACGAUGGUAUCAGGCGACUAUAAACUGCGAGUGGAUGGUCUGUUUGAUGGAGUGAUCGGCGGAACUGCUUUUGUCAAUGAGACACGCUUGCUGUUUUCUCAGCGGUCCAUGACCAUUUUCAUUCAGACUGACAAACCUGUCUACAUGCAAGGCCAAGCUGUGAAAUUCCGUGUGAUACUCAUCAAUUCAGAACUUCGUGCCUUUGACAAUGCAAUUGAUGUCUACAUGUUGGAUCCAAACAGACACAUCAUGCGGCGAUGGCUUUCAAGACAGUCGAAUGUAGGAUCGGUGAGCCUCGACUAUCUACUGUCAGACCAGCCAGUGUUUGGCAAUUGGACCAUUCAAGUGAUUGCCCAAGGACAGAUUGAAGAGCAAAUAUUCCUUGUGGAAGAGUACUACCAGACUCGAUUCGAAAACGAGGAAUUCCCGUUCUGGUUUGCUCCAAAGCAAGAAGAAAAUUAUUGGGCAAAUCCAGUUCCACAUCUAAAAUACUUCCGUGGUGUGUAUCAUUUCCAAUACCCAUUGUCAGAGCUGGAGCAAUUCGUGCCCAGUUUGGAUGGAAUGGAGAUAAUGGUGACAGCUACGGUCGGUGAUAGGUUCCUGGAUGAAGUGAUUGAAGGCUACUCAAUCGCUCGCGCUUUCAAUUCAACGCUCAGAGUCAAUUUCAUGGGAGGAUCUCCUCAAGUGUUCAAACCUUCCAUGCCAUUCAACGUAUUUUUGACAGUGUCAUCUCAAGAUGGCUCGUCCCUAUCGUCCGACAGACUCCGCAACGGACGCAUGGAGCUGACGGCAGAUGUGGGCAUGCGCACAGGCGGCCGACGCAACAUCGAAAUGCAGAUGCUGAAGAUGUCCGAUCAAGAAGGCGUGUGGGAGAUGAAGUUCGACCUGCAACAGCUGUUGGGGCUGGACGACAACAAGCGAGCCACCGAGAUCCUCAAGGACAUCGACUCGAUGCGCAUCGGUGCCAGCUACAAGGACGCCAACGGCGACCGAACAACAGCUGAUCUGCUGCUGCUGGCCCACUACUCGCCUUUGAACCAUCACAUCAAAGUGUCCACGUCUACUAGUCAACCCAAGGUGGGCGAGUACAUAAUUUUCCACGUGCAAAGCAACUUCUUCAUGGAGACGUUCAACUACAUAAUCAUGUCGAAGGGCAUAAUUCUGCUGACAGGGCAGGAGAACAUGCAGCGUAGUAUUCGCACGUUUGCCAUUACGCUGAGUGCCGACAUGGCGCCCGUCGCAACCAUUGUCGUCUACAGCAUUGAGCGUUUCGGCGAUGUCAUCGCAGACAGCUUGACGUUCCCUGUCAACGGCAUCUCGAGGAAUAAUUUCACCUUAUUCAUCAAUAACCGCAAAGCUCGAACUGGUGAACGUGUCGAAGUAGCAAUUUACGGCGAGCCGGGAGUCUUCGUCGGCCUCUCUGGAAUCGACCGAGCAUUCUACAGCAUGCAAGCAGGAAAUGAGCUGACCUAUGCUAAGGUGAUCCAAAACAUGGCCACUUAUGGUGAAGACACGAAUGGCACAUUCAUCCACACCUGGUUCUCAAGAGAAGGGAAUGCGGAGGACAUCGUACAUUUCCCCUCAUCAACAUUCGGUAUUGAUGCCAACAGAACUUUCCAGUUUGCAAGUCUGGUGGUGUUCACUGAUGUGGAGGUGACUCGCAGAAUAAAUGUGUGCAACAUCACUCAGGGCCUGGCCGAGUGCCUCAACGGCAGAUGCUAGUUGUCUAUGUGCCGAUUGUGCCCAUAAGACUGGGAGACAUUCCUGUAACAAUAGUUGCCUCGUGUUUGAUGGGAAAAGACUCCGUUACUCGAAAUCUUCAUGUUAAGCCCGACGGAUUACCGCAGUACAGGCAUCAAUCGAUCCUACUGGACUUGAGCAACCGGGCCUACAUCUUCCAGUACAUGCACGUGAACAUCACGGAGACGCCGAUCAUUCCGUACGAUGAGGACCGCUACUACAUCUUCGGCUCCAAUCGGGCCUUCGUGUCGGUGGUCGGUGACGUCGUGGGCCCCAUAUUCCCCACAAUGCCUGUCAAUGCAUCUUCGCUGCUCGAUCUGCUAUGGACCGCUACUACAUCUUCGGCUCCAAUCGGGCCUCUGUCGGUGGUCGGUGACGUCGUGGGCCCCAUAUUCCCCACAAUGCCUGUCAAUGCAUCUUCGCUGCUCGAUCUGCCUAUGGACUGUGCGGAGCAGACAAUGUUCAGUUUUGCAGUCAACCUGUAUACAACACUGUACAUGCGUCUCAUCAAUCAGAGAAACAGAACUCAGGAGAAGCAUGCGUUCUUCCAUAUGAAUGUGUUGUAUCAACGCGCCCUAUCAUUCAUGAACAAAGAUGGAUCAUUCAGUUUCUUCAGAACGGACUGGAAUCAGUCGUCUUCAAGUGUAUGGCUAACCGCGUUUUGUGCUAGAGUCCUUCAGGAAGCCAGCUUUUACGAAUGGGAAAACUAUAUCUACAUUGAUCCUGAUUUGAUUGCGAAGUCAGUGUACUGGGUGUUGCAACAUCAGACACAAGAGGGCGCUUUCUACGAAGUAACAUGGCUGCCUGACCGAAAGAUGAACCACUCUCUCAAUGGGCCUGACGAUCACAUUCGCUUCAGAAAUAUUUCUUUGACGGCGCACGUUCUUAUAACACUGGAUACCGUGAAAGAUUUGACCGGGGGCUUGGGAAGUCAAGUGGCGUUGGCGCAAGGCCGGGCGAUUCAGUGGUUGGAAAGAAAUCUGAAACUGCUUGACACUCACGGAGAUCCCUAUGAGGUGGCCAUUGUGGCAUACGCCCUGAUGCUGAGUAAGGCUGCUACUGCCGAGGCAGCCUUCGGGAUCCUUAUCAAACAUGCUCGCAAUGAAGGUGGUCUGAUGUACUGGGGGAAGGAGUCGGUGCCAGCCCCUCCAGUGAAGAUGGAGAACCAGAAGCCGUUCCUGCUGCCGCGUCUGCCCUACAAGUACGACUCGACCAACAUAGAGACGACCGCCUACGCGCUGCUCGUGUAUGUCGCCAGGCAGGAGGUGAUGCUCGACUCAAUCGUCAAGUGGCUCAACUCGCAGCGGUUGACUGACGGAGGGUGGGCGUCUACACAGGACACAGCUUGGGCAAUGAAAUCGCUGAUUGAAUACACAAACCGCGCACGCAUCAGGGAUGUGUCAUCUCUGUCAGUGACUGUCGAGGCGACUGCACUACCGGGCAAAACUAGGCGCCUCUUUGUCAACAACAAGAACAUUGCUCAACUACAAAGAAUUGAGAUCCCAGAAGCGUGGGGCACAGUGAAGGUGCAGGCGAAUGGUGCCGGAUACGCGAUCCUGCAGAUGUCGGUGCAGUACAACGUGGACAUCCCCAAGUUCCAGACUCAGCCACCAGUGCGCGCCUUCUCUCUGCGCACGCAUGCUGUCUUCCACGGCAGGAAUCAGUCGCACAUCACCUACAAAUCAUGCCAAAGGUGGACAAAUUACAAUGAAUCGGUUCGUUCGGGGAUGGCAGUCCUUGAUGUGACCAUUCCAACCGGAUACAUCAUUCAACAACAGAAACUGGACGCCUACAUUAGAUCGAAGAAUGUUCGCAACUUACAACGUGCUCGCUUUGCCGAGCGGAAAGUGCUUUUCUACUUCGACUAUCUUGACGACAGAGACGUUUGCAUUAACUUCACAAUCGAGCGCUGGUAUCCUGUGGCCAACAUGUCUCGGUUCUUGCCAAUCAGAGUUUACGACUAUUAUGCACCUGAGCGUUUCAACGAAACAAUAUUCGACUCGCUGACGACGUACGUUCACAUCUGUGAGGUGUGUGGUAGCAGUCAGUGCCCCUACUGUCCCAUCUACAAUGUGGGCUCUCUGCUUCGAGCGCCAGCCGCCAUUUUGCUUCUGUCGGUGGCCCUCUCCUCCCUCCUCUGGUCACGUGGUCUCUUCAGCUGGCAUCGAGACUCAUCGCCUCUUGGGACGUUGUGACCGCCACACCACUAGAGCGACCGGUGCUGCUGUGCUAUGCUGUUACCUGCCUCUGUGCGCCAAGUGAUCAGUAGAUCUAUUAAAUUCUAUUCGAAAUUUUCCCAUCGGACAAUGACUGAUGAUCUGCCAAUUAUAUCAUAGACAAGGGGUUGUUGCUCAACUGUUGCUUUAUUUAACUAUCAUGACUAGGUUCAUAGUAUCGUAUAUGUGAAGCAACAUCAAUUUAUUUGUCAUUUUCUGAUAUCAGUAAUUCUAGUUACACACACACAUCGAUCUUUGGACGUACGAUUUUUCUGAUGUCCUUAUAAAUGCUAUUAAAUCAAAUUUUAAAAACACUUGAAUAGGUGUGACAACAAGGAAUAAAUUAAAGAAAUAACAAAACAUAAAGCAUAAUGAGUAAUUAAUAAAUCAAUAGCCGCCCACACAAUAAUCAAUUAAUGUAAAGGAAAUAGAAGAAUUAGUUUAUUAGAUUAAACAUAACCUGGUAAACAGAUGAUUUGUUAAUGUUUUUGCCAAGUUCAGUUUAAUCUGGAAGAAUUCAUAAUAACGGCAAAAAAAUCGAACGUCCAAAAAUAGAUGUGUGUGUAACUUGGUUUAACAGUGAUCCAAAGUCAACAAAAAGUAUUAAAUUUUCAUUGAAAUAAUCAUGUUUAUAUUUUACACUAUGUAAAUAAUAUCAUUGUAACAUUACAAUGUAAUUAUUAUACUGUUAUAAUAAUCGUUAUAACAAAAUAAUUAUUAUUUUUCACUGGAUAAUUAUUUGUAUUCUACUCAUUGAAGUUUGGAUGCAAGACCCAUGUUUACUAUCAUGACCUAUUACAAUAUUUACUUUUAUUAUCGUCUACUGAAUUUUCAAACCGAUAGUUAGUUGCUCAGAUUCUUGUAAUACAAAUUGCAGUACUAAUAGUUAAAUAUUUUAUAACUUAGUAUCUAAAUCCUGAUCCUUAUAACAAUCCUGAUUGUGAUCUGGGUUCUAAUGUUAAUCUUAGUGCCGGUUGCACAACAGCCGGUUAAAUUUUAACCGUGAUUAAUUUCACGAGAACCAAUCAGAGAAGGCGUUUUUGAAAAGACUGCAUCUCUGAUUGGUUCUCGUGGAAUUAAUCACGGUUAAAAUUUAACCGGCUGUUGUGCAACCGGCACUUGAUGUUUAUCAUUUUCCAUUAUUGUAAAUAUUUUCAUUAGUGACAUCCAACAAAUUAGUACGGUAUUGCCUUGGAAUGGGUUGGUCAUAUGUUGUUUUCAGUCCAUUAAUGUACAAACACUGUUAUUUUAUGUAAGCGAUUUUUAAUAAAUUAUUUCGUUAGGAACUCUUUUCAGUAUGACGACUGAUCCCCAGAGUGAUAAUAUUUAUUUCGAUUGCGGACUCGAUUUUACUUCCGAUUUUUCAAUAAGGCUCAAUAUAUUGAUACAAUUUCUAUGCUAUCCAAAAAUAUUAUGCAAUUUUUUAAUCUUGGAACCAAUAAUAAAUUAUUCUUGAUGAAUGCAAUAUUGAAAUCUGUGGAAUAUAGUUUAUGAUCGUUGAAUCUCAUAGAAAUGAACUGAGGAAUGAAUCUAAUUUUUUUCAAGAUAAUUGAUGUGCAAUAUUGUAAUCAAAUUAUAAUAAUACAGUAACUUAACAUGUUGCAAUCGCAACUCAUCCUCAUAAAAAAUUUCUCUUUGUAAAUGUAUUGCUACAUUAACUAAACCUGAGUCUUUUAUAGUAUUGUAGUAUUAUCAAAUCUUUUAAUUUACUUCCAUUCAAAUUAUAUAUUACUGUUUAAAUAUUGUAACUGUGAAUUUUAUUUUGAUCUCUACUACUGUUAUUAUUUAUAAUGGUAUAUUAUUUGAUAUUUUUUGACUUAUUGAACAAUGUAGUGUUUAUUUUUUAAAUUAUUUUUAAUUUUCUGAUCUCAAAAGAAUCCUAAUAUUUUCUUUCAGUCUCUACUCGCAUCUCCGUCCUUUAAACAUGUGCUUAAAUCUAUUGAAUUGAGUUCAGUCGAAUACUGCUGUUUAUAUUUACGUUGCAAAUAGUAUUAAUAAUUCGUCAACUUGGUAAUUACAAUAUAUUAUCCCAUUACCUAGGUGUUGAAGAGGUCGUGUGUAUUUCAACAAUUUAUAUUGAUCCAAUCAGCAAUGACAAUGGUUUAUUCACUUUAUAUUAUAUAUUUUUUUUAAUGAAUCUCAAUUAACUCUUGUCUGAUGCUACUAAACUACUUUAAUAAAUCGCACUGACAUGCUAUUAAUUAUAUCGAGUAGUAAUCUUUCUGUACAGUAGUUACUCUAACCUUCCUUUUAUUUAUUUUUUUCUAAUUCCUUUGUUACUGAAGAUAUUUCAGAUGUGGUGCAUGCACCCAAUGUACUUAUACUUUAAAGAACACUCAUAGCCUACUAUAAACUCAAUCUAACAUUCAACGCAUAGAGAUUGUAAACUUUUCUAUGAAUGGAUGUAUUUUGUAUAGUCAGGCAUUUAUUCGAACUCAUCUAGUUACUUAAGCACGACAAAGUUAUAAAACGUUAACCAAUCGGAAUUAUUUCCUCAAUAUUUUCUUGAACAUAAAAUAUUAAUUAUUUAGCUUUUCUAUAAAAUGUAUGUUAAUUUUACUAUGAAUUAUACUUUAAUCAGAUUUCAUCUAAAAUAUUUUCAUGAAUACUGAUAAUGUGUAGCCAUGAAUAGAUUAUCGAAAUAGUAUUUCCGAUUUUAUAGUAGCGUAGAUGAGGCAAUUAAUGGAUAGCCUUGUAAAAUAUUUAUCAAGGUAAAUCAAACACCUUUACUUGAUUUUCGUCAAACUUGAAAGCACAAAAAAUAAUUGGGUUGUCUAUUAAAUUUACUACUUUAAUCCAACUAACUUCUGGAGUGUAGCAGAUUAUAUCAUGCUCUGAGCAAUUACCCCUUGAAAAUUAGUCACUUUUUCCGUCCAUCGUUUUGUAAAUAAUAUUCUCAUUAAUUCAUAGAAUUAUGAUUUUUAUUUGACAAUAGAAAAUGUGUAUAUUCAGAUAUAUGGUAUUAGUUUGUAAUCAUUCAAACCUAGAACUUAGAUUUUAAGACUCAGAUUCACUCUCAUAUAUUGCCUUAAUAUAUCAUUAAGUGAAGAUUCUGCAGAUAUAAUGUCAAUAAAGCUUAGGAGUGAAUGUAUCACACCUUGCCUUGUUUGUAUGUAAGUUGUUAGCCAUUGUAUGUGUGUGAUUUCUCAUGAUUAAUAAAUUUAUCAAAAUGAUCUAAUAGAUAGGUAUAUUUUGAAAAUUGUUGGAAUAAUUAUCAUUUAUCAUGGUAGUGAAACAUUAUAAAGAGUAUAGAUGGAUAUUUUAUAGAUAUUUUAUAAAGUAGAUAGUAGUAGUAUAUUUUAUUGAUUUUCAAAUAAUUACUACUGUAUAUAUCCAAUCGUCUUCUUUCAGCUAAAAAAGUACAGUAUUAGAUUUCAUAAAAAUUAAUGGAUAUUUAUUAACCUUUUUAUAAAAAUAUUGAAUUUGUUUUUGUGAUUUUUACUUUAUAUUUCACGUUUCUUAUUAAUGAAUUAUUCUUAAUUUCACUAUUCUUUGGAUAUAUUUUUUUUGUAAUGAAUAUAUACUUAAAUGAGCUGCUUGCUUAACACAAAUGUGAAUAGUUUGGUAAGUUAGUAAAUAUAAAAUAAGAAUGGAAAUGUUUUAUAAAAUAUUAAUAUUAUCUCUCAUAAAUUGAGAAUAGUUUACAUGUUGUGUUCAAUUGAUUGCUUUCCGUUCAAAGAUUGGUAUUGUAAUUAUAAUGAUGACAAUUAUAAAGAAAUCAUGUAGUUUUUGUGAAUCUUCAAUUUUUUACUGCAUAAUAUGAGUUUAUAAUAAAUUGAUGGUUGUUGAUGAAAA